Messenger RNA from Camelina sativa (false flax), 948 nucleotides. RefSeq lists its product as uncharacterized. Lineage: Eukaryota; Viridiplantae; Streptophyta; Magnoliopsida; Brassicales; Brassicaceae. The record is from RefSeq and is a predicted model, not a curated record.
UCUUGUUGAUAUCCGCCGACUCCAUUAGAUUGAAAAAAACUCGUAUAAAAGUCUCAGAGAAGUGCUUUAGCGGACGAGUUGACUCGUUCGUUUUGUUCUUUGUUCAGAAAGACUCUCUGAUAGCUUCGACCUCGCUCUCCGUUCAUCUUCUUCUUCGUUUCUCUCAUCUCUUCUAGAUUUUGACUUCAUAAUAAUCGAUGGAGACUCAAGUUCCACCUAUCUCGGAGGUCAUUGCCCUUACUGAGAAGAAAGUCGCCAUGGCUUUAGAUGAUAUCAUCAAGUUGUCAAAGAGAAAAAAUAAUGUGAAUAGGGGCAAGAAAUCAAGGAGGGAAAAGAAGAAAACCCAAAACUCUAAUGGUGCUGCGAGAAAUGAUACUUCUAAAGUGUCUAAGUAUGUGAACUCACUUUCUUCCGUUAGACAGGGUGCUGUUGCCAAGAGAAGGUCCAAUUUCAAGGGAAAUCUGUUUCCUUCAACAACAAACAUGGCUCAUAAAGCCGCUGCUGCUACUCCACUUGAUGUCCGUGGUAGAGCUUUUCAUGGUGGAAGGAUGACUAGUGCGAAUCAGUCAAGGCGUAUUGCUCCACCAGUUCAAAAUAGAUCUGUACAGGCUAGAGUCAACGCAAAGAGGCAUGAGGUAGAUCAGAAAGUAGAAAACAGAGAAUGGAAGAGUAAGACACUGGACUCUCGGUUCGCAAGCAUGAAAGAGCAGAGAAAGAUGAUUAACAAGUACGGCGCUACAGUUCAAAUUCCAAGAUUGCCACCAUGGGCUAGAGUCGGAAGAUUUCCCCACUGAGAAAACCACAAAGAUUUUAUGGAUCGUUCCAGUUUAGAUUGUGGCUUUUGGGUUUUAAGCAAUGUAAUUCUUUUGUGAAUCUAUGACUUGUUAGGAUCUGACAAUUCCAUCUAAGAAAAUAAUAAGAAGUGAAAUCUUGGGUUUUCAUUCGUUA